CACGUGCGAAAGGCUGUCUUUGGUGGGAUCGAGUCCGUGGACGAGACUCUGGGCUAUUCCAACAACAAGCCACGGCCGGCAAUCGUGUGUCCGAGAACCCACACAGACAGACCACACCCAGCCUACAUCCGGGACAAGGUGUGGAUCUGCACAACCGACUGUGACAAGUUUGGAUAUCUGACCACCAAGUAUCUCUGGAUUCAAACUCCAUGCGCACCCUCUCAUUCAUCCUCAGCCUCAGUAACUACAGGUGAUGCUGCAGAACAAAGGACACAUGAUGAGUCAUCUGUGGAAUCCUCGACUGCUGCAACAUCAAUUCCUUCUGCAAGUGAUGAUUCCCUUCCUGCAUCUCCCACUCCAGAGACAAAACCACUCGGUAUCAAAGAUCUCUUCAGUGUCUGCUCUGAACUGGUGGGAGUGGCUCACAAGUGGAAGAAGGUGGGACUGGCUCUCAGACUGCACCCUGAUCUUCUCGACAGAAUCGAGGCAAAGAAAAAUGACGUCGAAGACAAUUUGUCAGACAAGCUGAAAGAAUGGUUGAAGAAGUCGUAUGACACAGAGAGUUUUGGGGAUCCGUCAUGGAAACUGCUGGUGGAUGCAGUGGCUCAUCGAGCUGGAGGCAAAGACCGUGCCCUUGCCAUGGAGAUUGCUGCCAAGUACGAUGUGCCACCUCCACAAUAGCUGAACCAACCUCACUUACAUCCAUAUUGAACAUACCGGUAUCUUCACACAUUAUUAUUGGCUGGCCAAGCGAGCCUACACAUUUUUCCUUAUUAUAUCAUAUCCAAAAGCUGUCACACUGGAGAAUGUGCAUGCUGCGUAACAUCAUGUAGAGCAGUUGUGAGGUCACACUCUAAUAGACUUACUUGUGUUA
Molecule: messenger RNA, 874 nt
Organism: Geodia barretti
Lineage: Eukaryota; Metazoa; Porifera; Demospongiae; Tetractinellida; Geodiidae
Source: the annotation of a GenBank genome assembly